This is a messenger RNA of Vitis riparia (riverbank grape), 1568 nucleotides long. RefSeq names its product putative disease resistance RPP13-like protein 1. Gene Ontology annotation, biological process: defense response to other organism. Gene Ontology annotation, molecular function: ADP binding. The transcript has a single exon. The record is from RefSeq and is a predicted model, not a curated record. Bases 136 to 1551 code for a protein of 471 amino acids. NCBI's taxonomy places the organism in Eukaryota, Viridiplantae, Streptophyta, Magnoliopsida, Vitales, Vitaceae.
AGAUAUUUUGUGUUGACUCAACAAUAUGAGUUGCGGAGACUUCCUUUAAAACCCUUGGGUUCCUCCUACAAACCAUUAUUCAGAGCUGCAGAGACUUUCUUUGAUUAAUUCCUUUCUACUUACAAACAAAGAAUCAUGGCUGGUUUUGUUGGGGAAGCUGUUUUGUCUGGUCUCAUCCAGAAACUGAUUGACAUGGUCACCUCCCCUGAGCUCUGGAAUUUCGCUAGCGAAGAGCACGUCCAUUCUGAGCUUAACAAGUGGAAGAAAAUUUUGACGAAGAUCUAUGCAGUCCUCCAUGACGCAGAGGAGAAGCAUAUGACGGACCCCCUGGUGAAGAUGUGGCUUGACGAGCUCGGAGACUUGGCUUAUGAUGUGGAGGACAUCUUGGACAGCUUCGCCACUGAAGCUUUGCGACGCAAUUUGAUGGCGGAAACCCUUCCUUCUGGCACUCAACCUAGCACAAGUAAGUUACGGAGCCUCAUCCCUUCUUGUUGUACUAGUUUCACUCCAAAUUCUAUUAAGUUUAAUGCGGAGAUGUGGUCCAAAUUCAAGAAGAUCACCGCCGGGUUACAAGAAAUUUCUGCACAAAAAAAUGAUCUCCAUUUAACAGAGAAUAUUGCUGGGAAGAGGUCUACCAAAACAAGGGAAAUACUUCCCACCACUUCUUUAGUGGAUGAGUCCCGUGUUUAUGGUAGGGAAACGGAUAAAGCAGCCAUAGCCAACUUGUUACUCAGGGAUGAUCCAUGUACUGAUGAAGUCUGCGUGAUUCCUGUUGUCGGUAUGGCUGGUAUUGGCAAAACUACUCUCGCCCAACUUGCAUUCAACGAUGAUGAAGUAAAAGCUCAUUUUGAUUUGAGAGUUUGGGUCUAUGUUUCUGAUGAUUUUGAUGUCUUGAAGAUCACGAAAACAAUUCUACAAUCAGUUUCUCCGAAUACUCACGAUGUUAAUGAUCGUAAUUUGCUUCAGAUGACACUAAGGGAGGACCUUUCCGGGAAGAAAUUUCUUCUUAUCCUAGACGAUGUAUGGAAUGAGAACCUUGAUUCGUGGGAUUUUUUGUGCAUGCCAAUGAGAUCAGGGGCACCGGGUAGUAAGCUUAUUGUCACAACCCGUAAUGAAGGUGUUGUAUCAAUCACUCGAACUCUCCCAGCUUAUCGUCUUCAGGAGUUAGCAUACGAAGAUUGUUUAUCUGUAUUCACUCAACAAGCAUUAAGGAAAAGUAAUUUCGAUGGUCAUUCACACUUGAAAGAAGUUGGUGAGGAAAUAGUGAGAAAGUGCAAGGGCAUGCCUUUGGCAGCAAAGGCCCUUGGUGGCAUGUUGCGCAACCAAGUAAGUCUUGAUGCAUGGGAAAAUAUUUUAAUAGGUAAGAUAUGGGAUCUACCCAAAGACAAAUGUCGCAUUAUUCCUGCUCUCAAGUUAAGCUACCAUCAUCUCCCUUCUCAUUUGAAGCAGUGUUUUGCCUAUUGUUCAAUAUUUCCGAAAGGCUAUGAAUUCGACAAAGAUGAGUUAAUCCAAUUAUGGAUGGCCGAGGGUUUUCUUCAACAAACAAAGUAAAAUACCCGGCCGGAAGA